This is a messenger RNA of Danaus chrysippus (African queen), 1281 nucleotides long. NCBI's taxonomy places the organism in Eukaryota, Metazoa, Arthropoda, Insecta, Lepidoptera, Nymphalidae. The record is from the annotation of a GenBank genome assembly.
AUGUUUUCUUCAAGUAGGACUAUAUUGUCGGGAAACCGACCCUUCUGGAUAUCGUUGAGAUGGAGGCAAAAAUUAAACAAACAACAGAAAGAAGAAAAACCUUCAAAAGUUGCACCUGAUGUUAUGAAAUAUCUAGAAAGCCAUGAAGAAUACAAGAAUAUUAUAAAUGUUCUGCCCAAAACUCUGUUGAAAAAAUAUAAAACGCCGGAGACUAUGUAUUUAAUAAAUCGAAAGACUGCAGUUGAUAUGACUCAAACUAUAUUUAAAUAUUUAGAUAAAGAUGCACCCGUCAUAGAAGUGAAUCCUGGCUUGGGUUACAUUACUGAAGAAAUUUUAAAACAUCGCAAAACACCGGUCUAUUUAUAUGAAAAUUCUCACCAUUUUAAAGAGGUUUUUAACGAUAUCAAAAACAAAUAUAAAGAACAAGUGAAAUAUAAAAAUGCAGAUUUCUUUGGUAUGUGGAAACUGGCAUUCCAAGAUAAAAUGGACCAAGGGAAUAGAAUACCAGAAUUACUUGGAGAUCUUGCUACUACAGACAAUGGUAGAUUAAUAAGUAUCAUAGGUGCUAUGCAGAGCCUCUCGUUUGUGAGACAUUUGAUUAAUACAAUAGUUUUCCAUAAUACAACAAGUCAACUCGGCAGGCCAGAUCUCUAUAUAGCUAUGAGUGGGAGCAAUUAUGAAUUUCUUACAGACUCAUCUAUAAUGCUGAGUAAACACAAGUCAUUGCCGGCCUUAUUCCAAUUGCUCUUUGAUUUCAAAGUUCUCAUGAGAGUGCCCAAAAAUCAUUUUCUGCCGUGGACAUACUCUAUGAAUACUGGUAAAGAAUCUGUGAUGGAUGAUUAUUGUCUUAAUGUAGUGAGGAUUACACAAAAAGAGACAUUGCCCUGUCACCCAAACAACUUGCCACUUUUGUGGUAUUUCUUCAAGCGGCACACAUUCUCAAAAUCAACCAGAGUUAUUCCAAUGUUAGAACAAUGGAUUCCUGGUUGCGGAGUAUGGUUGAUAACAGGUCAAGACCCACCGGAUACUGACAUGCAACGAGCUCCAACUAGUGAUGAUGAAGCAUUACCACAUAUGAACAUCUUCACUGAAUUUGGUGAUCUUACUUUAAAACAGAAACUCACAGUUUUUAAGAGGUUCAUAUCUUGGCCGGAGUUUGAGCACUGUCCGUUCAGAACGACCAUGGAGAAUAAUUUGCCAAAGUUUGCAACACACAUUGCUGAUGAAAAAGAUGUGCAGUUAGAUGAAAUAGAAAAUUCAGAUUCUGACAUCGAAACAUAA